Molecule: messenger RNA, 994 nt
Organism: Nymphaea colorata (pocket water lily)
Lineage: Eukaryota; Viridiplantae; Streptophyta; Magnoliopsida; Nymphaeales; Nymphaeaceae
Product: probable calcium-binding protein CML18
Exons: 1
Coding region: 139-768 (209 amino acids)
Molecular function (GO): calcium ion binding
Source: RefSeq, a predicted model, not a curated record
CUCCUUCCUCCCACCUUCGCCCUUUCUUACUCUUACCUACUUUUCGCCUUUCGUCUGCGAUACGGACAUUCUUUGCCUUCCACUAUUUUAAUCUCCUGGCGCGCCCGGAGGCUCUUGGAGGGGGAGGAAGGAGCAGCCAUGGCCAUGAAGAUCGGCAAGAAGAUAUCUUCUUUCGUUCGAUCGUCUUCCAAAUCUCGGUCGCCCUCCCUCUCCCGGUCGAAUCCUUCUUCUUUUAGUUCGUUUUCCUCUGCAUCCGAGCACAAGGAGACCCCCAAGAGCGUCCUCCCCGGGUUAUGCCGAUACCCAUCUAAGGAGCCCGACGGAUGGCCGGACUGCCCGCCGGGGGAGCUCCACUGCGACUUCGGCGAGGUGUUCCGGAUACUCGAUAAGGACGGAGACGGAAAAAUCACGAGGCGGGAGCUCGAGGAGGUGCUUCCUAGGCUGGACUCGGCUCCGUUGACGGAGGAGGAGGUGGCGUUCAUGGUGAGCCUUGCCGACGCCGAUGGCGAUGGCUGCGUGACGAUGGAGGAGUUCUGCGCGCUCAGUGGACCAGCCGGAGAGUCGGAGCUUGUGGGGGCCUUCCGCGCGUACGAUACCGACGGCGAUGGCCGGAUCUCCGCCGAGGAGCUCCACUGCAUGUUGAUGGCGCUCGGAGACGGCGGGUGCACCCUCGACGACUGCCGGAGGAUCAUUGAGAGCGUCGAUUCCGACGGCGACGGAUUCGUCGGCUUCGAAGAUUUCGAGAGGAUGCUGAGACAGCCCAAGUGAACCGCCCAACCGGAGCUUUUGGUUUGGCUCGUUAAAGCCUGCGAUGCCUCUGACGGAGGUGGAAGAAACUGGGAAAGGACUCGGAAAUAAGUAGACAGAGAUAUGUAUUUGAUCCACGUUGUGUUUGAAGCCCGGUCCACACACUUAUUAUUAUUAUUUUUUAAUUAUUUCUCAAUAUGAAACAAUGUUUUGUGGUUACGUAGAUAAAUGAAUUUAUUUCAUUCUA